GCGUCGAUAUCGAAAAAACUAAACGUUAUCACUUCUCGCUUGAAAAUAUGACAGUGACAUUUCAAUUUCGCCGUCAAGUCAAGUGACGUGUAAGCUGUAUUCGUCGGCACCCUUUAAUUUCCUUCUGAGGAACCCUAAAAAGCUCAGGAUGAGCUUCAAACGAGAUAAAAAGGAGGAGGAGGAUAGCGGAGGCAAUCCCUACCAGAACUUAGACAAGACAAUAGUGUUACAGGAAGCGAGAUACUUCAACCAAUCGCCCGUCAAUCCGCGAAAAUGUUCGCUAAUUUUAACAAAAGUUCUGUAUUUACUGAAUCAGGGGGAAAAAUUUACAACCCAGGAGGCUACGGAAGCAUUUUUCGCGACUACAAAGCUGUUUCAAUCGAAGGAUGUUAUGUUACGUCGUAUGGUGUACCUAUGUAUCAAAGAAUUGAGUAAUUUGGCUCAAGAUGUGAUCAUCGUAACAUCUUCGCUUACUAAAGACAUGACUGGGAAGGAGGAUCUGUACCGGGCGGCUGCUAUUAGGGCCCUGUGCAGUAUUACAGACAGUACUAUGCUUCAGGCCAUAGAAAGAUACAUGAAACAAGCCAUUGUUGAUAAGAAUCCCGCGGUGAGCUCCGCUGCGUUGGUGUCGGCUUUGCAUCUGUCGUCGACGGCGCCUGAUCUCGUCAGGCGAUGGGCCAAUGAGGCUCAGGAAGCCAUCACAUCGGACAACGCGAUGGUAUCGUACCACGCGUUGGGCGUCGUCGCCGGCUCACGAAAGAACGACAAGUUAUCCACCGUGAAACUAGUCACACGACUCGCUAGGGCGCCACUGAAGUCACCCUACGCCCUCUGUUUACUAAUCCGUUUGGCUGCGCAACUAGUCGAAGAUGAUGAUUCGGAUGCAGCACAGCCCUAUAUAGAAUUUAUAGAGUGCUGUCUACGCCAUAAAUCAGAAAUGGUGAUAUACGAAGCAGCUCAUGCCAUCGUCAAUCUGAGGAAGACAGCUAGAGACCUAGCGCCCGCUGUGUCAGUUCUACAACUGUUCUGUGGAUCCUCCAAGGCAUCUUUACGACUAGCUGGAGCCAGGACCCUCGCUAGAUUAACAACUAAACACCCCACUGCAGUCGCGGCUUGUGCUGUUGAUUUGGAAAAUUUGAUUUCGGACCCAAAUCGCUCUGUUGCCACUCUAGCCGUUACCACUUUGCUGGCAACUGGAGCUGAAAGCUCAGUCGAUAGGCUAAUGAAGCAAAUAUCAAGUUUCGUAUCCGAGAUUUCGGAUGAAUUUAAAAUUGUCGUCGUAAGAGCUAUAAGGAGGCUUUGCACUAAGUUUCCUAGGAAACAUCAGUCGCUCGCGGCUUUUCUUGCUGGCAUGUUGCGAGAUGAAGGUGGAUUGGAGUACAAGGCAGCUAUAGCUGAUGCAAUCAUCGCUCUGGUUGAAGAAAACCCUGAAGCGAAGGAAACAGGGCUGGCUCAUCUAUGCGAGUUCAUUGAGGAUUGUGAACACACGGCUUUGGCUGUCCGAAUCCUACAUUUACUAGGUCGUGAAGGACCAAAAUCCCGUCAACCAUCAAGAUACAUAAGAUUUAUUUACAAUAGAGUGAUUCUAGAAUCUGGUCCUGUCCGUGCAGCGGCUGUGUCUGCAGUCGCUCAAUUCGGAGCGCAAAGACCUGAACUACUACCAAACAUUAGAGUCCUACUCUCCCGCUGCACACUAGACGAAGAAGAUGAAGUAAGAGACCGAGCUAUAUACUACAGCGCCAUUCUAGAUUCUGGUGACGAACAACUCAUCAACGAUUACAUCAUAAAUGUACCAAAACCAAACCCAGUCCUUCUCGAGAAAGCUUUACGAGAUCACUUGGCGACGCGACCGGAUGAACCUUUUAAUAUCUUAACCGUCCCAGCGGAGGAAGAAGUAAAGGAAAGCAAGGAGGCAAUCGUCGAAAUUGAAGUUCGGAAACCAGUACAAAUGUCGAUUGAGGAAAUUUACGCUGAACAAUUGGCAAAAAUCCCAGGUAUAGAGCGACUUGGACCAGUCUUCAAGACGAACCUGCCUAUAGACUUGACCGAAGCCGAAACAGAAUACAGGGUGCGUCUGUUAAAGCAUGUUUACGCACGCCACGUGAUUCUACAAUUCGAAUGCGUUAACACUCUUAACGAUCAGUUACUUGAACAAGUACAUGUUAGACUCGAAAUGCCUCCAGAGUACGAAGUUAAGUCCAUAGUUCCUUGCCAAAAACUCAUUUACGACAAACCAGACAGCGUUUUCGUUAUAGUUGAGUACCCAUGCGCGUUUUUAGACAGUCUGGGUACCUUUGGAGCGACCUUAGAGUUCGUAGUCCGGGAUUGCGACCCGAACACCGGGAUUCCGGAUCCCGGCGAGGGUUACGCAGACUCUUAUCCUUUGGAAGAGUUCGAAAUGGGCUGCGCGGACCAGAUAAGAGCUAGGGCAGGGUCCGAUGACUGGGAACAGACUUGGGAAAGAGCAGCGAAUGCUCCCGAAGCUAGUGAUACUUUUGUUCUCUCUCAGAAUGAUAUAAAUGAUGCCGCGAAGGCAGUUUGCGAGCAUCUUGGCCUGCCCAAAGCAGCUAUAGUUGGCGAAGCUGUUAAAGAGAUUAGGGGUGGAGGGAUAUUUAGGGGCGGAGCACCCGUUCUUGUCAGGGCUCGCCUGGCCGCUUCAGGAGGCGGUGUCACUAUGAAACUUGCAGCUAGAUCUCCAAGGGAAGAUGUAGCACAACUUCUUCUUGCAGCUGUCGGUUAAUUAAGUAGUGUUAUGUAUUUAUUCCAAUUUGUAUUUGUAGUUUAACGAGUAUGUAAUCUUACGCUGUGCUUUUAAGGCUGCGGUCACAACAAACUUUUUCAUAGAGAUUUUAAAAGUAUGGCCUGACAUGACCUAUUGGCGGCCUACCAUAGAGAAUCAACAGAAGCUAAUAGACAGUAUGUAAAGGUGACCUGUUGUCCUUUGACCUUUUCACGUAAUCUUAUAAUCAAAGUCAAGUAUUACAGCCCUUUUUAUAACAAGCAAUAAUCGAGUAUUUGUAAUCUAUUUGUAGUCAUUAGAAAUCAAGUACUUUUGAAAUACUUAAUAUAUUUUCAUGUAAAAUAAGUUUAUAUUUUGUAAAUUUUGUAUUAUUUUACGAUUUAAUUAUGUUUAUUUGUAUUUAUAUAGCAUUUAUUUUGGUAGAACAAGGUUUUCAAUUUGAUUUACUUGAGUUUUUAUGUGAUCAGUACAAAAAUAAGUUAUGUGUUGCCAACAACUAAUCUUUCUUUUUUUAAUUUAAUAGGAUUGUUGAUUGAUUUAAUUUCUGUUUUGUCGAUUCGUCAACGCUUUUAAACGUGUGUAUUUUUUUCGUGACGAUAAUUGUGUUUAAAAGCUAAAAGCGAUACUCCAGUUUUAAAUCGUAUUUUACCUUAAAUCGAAUUAGUACCCAAUGUUUUCUCAUCCAUUGCGCUUAUCAUCAAAAUAAAACAACAAAACAGUCUAAAUCGCUUUUUUUAAUACUCAGUCAACAUCCCUAUUAAAUAUCAACCUUCGUGAGAAUAACUUAUACUUAAAUGAUGCAACGGUUUACUGACGCGUAUUUACGGCGUCAGCUCGUGAUUAAGGACUCCGGUUGGGUCUGAAACUAGUCGGGCGAUCCCGAUAAAUACGCGUGAGUAAACCGUUACAUCGUAAGUCCCCCAUUUGUAUCUGUAGUUCAUUUUAAUAUCUUACUAUGCCACAGUAGGGCAAUAUUACAUCUCGUACGUAAAAUAUAGUAAUUCUGAACUGCAUUUUUAUCUGUAGAAACUGAUGUAUUCUAUAAUAGUAUUUCAAUAAACCCUUGUAUGACUUCA
This is a messenger RNA of Trichoplusia ni (cabbage looper), 3816 nucleotides long. RefSeq names its product coatomer subunit gamma-like. Lineage: Eukaryota; Metazoa; Arthropoda; Insecta; Lepidoptera; Noctuidae. Gene Ontology annotation, cellular component: endoplasmic reticulum; COPI vesicle coat; endoplasmic reticulum-Golgi intermediate compartment. Gene Ontology annotation, biological process: organelle transport along microtubule; endoplasmic reticulum to Golgi vesicle-mediated transport; protein secretion. The record is from RefSeq and is a predicted model, not a curated record. The transcript has 2 exons. The coding region runs from base 149 to 2740 and encodes 863 amino acids. Gene Ontology annotation, molecular function: structural molecule activity.